AAUCAUGUUGUAAAUAGUUACAGCAUGAAUCUGUAGCAUGGUCUAAUUAGUGUUUGCAUAUAAACCCAGUUGAUAUUGAUAUAUGAUAUGGGUAUGUUUAACAACUGCUGUACCACACUUUACACAAUCACAUGACUGGACCAUAAAGAAUUAAUUUCCAUGUUUAAGUUAACAACAAGGAAGUUGCCAUUAAUGACAAAAAAUGGCUUCCAAUUUAGAGUGUUCAAUUCACAGCGGAUCAGACUUGUCCUUUGAUUUUUCUUGCUUCAUCUGUCAGGAAAAUGAUGGAAAUACUGAGGCUGAAUUUUACUGUGAUGAAUGUUCUAAAUUUUACUGUAGCAAAUGUGUGGAGCAUCAUAACUAUCUUUACAAGAAGCAUGCCAUUUUAAACAAGGAAAACAUCAGCCAGUGGCCCGAGACUAAUGUGGAUGAACUAGAGCAAUGUCAGGAGCACAAGAAAGAAAAACUGACAGGAUUCUGUGAGGACCACAGUCAGCUGAUAUGUCAAGUCUGCCAUGAGCACAAUCACAAGGAAUGUAGUCAUGUGGUACUUAUUGUUGACAAAGUGAAAGAAUUUCAAAGAAAAGAAGACUUCAAACAGAUGUCAGCAACUGUUGAUACACAACACCAGCAAUUGGUACACUUGAAAGACAGCUUUGAAGAAAAUAUGAAGUCUCUUGAGAUAUCUUACAAGAAAAUUCUGGAAGAACUAAUUUCAUUACGAAAAGCCAUUAAUAAUUCUUUGGAUGAACUUGAAAAGAAUACCAAGAAGGACUUGGACAUAUUUCUGGCCACCAUGAGGACAUCUAUAAAAAAUGACAUUGAAAUCUGCACUAGGUCCAUCAAAAAUAUAACAUUCUUGAAAGAAGAUUCGCAAAAAAGAAAAGACAAAAAUGAAGAACCAAGUUUUAUUAAGUAUAGAAAAUGCAUUGACCAGUCACUGAAGGUAGAGUCAGUUUUACAAGAAAUGACAAUAAAGAAUGAGAGGACACUGAUGUUUUAUCCUGACACAACCAUCCAACAAACCCUGUCCACUCUCUCAGGAUUGGGACAAAUACUGGACACAGUACAACAAUCACAAACUAAAAAGACAACAGAGAGUUCAGUUACCAGACAGAAUAAACCUACAGCAUUCAGCCAGUCUGACCCUGGAAACCAAACAAGUGAUUUGACAAAGUCAGGCCAGGUGUCUGAUUCUGUAUCCACUUCAUCUCAUCAGCUGGUCCAGCGAUAUAAAGGUGCAGUAAGCAUGCCUGAUCCAAUCAUAAAAGUGAAGAGUAGUAAGACAUACAAAGUGGACAUUACCGGUUUUGAACACAAAUUAUCAGGUAUCUGUGAGACAGCUGCUGGAGAACUCCUCAUCUUAGACGGCUAUAACAGCAAAUUGGUGCUACUAGAUCAUACCUACAAGAUAGUGAACCAGUGUGACUUGCCUCGUCAACCAAAUUCGAUGUGCCGUAUUGACUCCAAUCGGGUGGCUGUUACUGCCGCUUUCUGUCAGAUCUACUUCAUCAGAGUGUCCUAUGGUCUGUUGAUAAUCGACAGGACACUGAAGCUCCAACAUGAGUGCUGGGGUAUUGCCCAUCACCAGCGCAAAUUGUACAUUACAGCUAAAGAUGCUCUUUAUCGAUAUACUGUGGAUGGAAGACUGCUGAGCAAGAUUUAUGAGGAUAACUCAAGUAGAAGAUGCACAGGUCUUAAAAUACAGUUUGGCCCAGGCCAAGAACAAUCAGAGACAAUCUUCACACCCACAGUAUCCUCAUGUGCAGUGAGUCCAGAUGGAGAAAGGAUAUAUGCGACCAACGUGGUCAGCAAGCAGCUGGUCACCCUGUCCAGGGAUGGAACAGUGAUCUCCACACUGGCUCAGCCUGCACAGGACUUAUGCUACCCAAUAUGGUUACCUGGCCUCCAUGUGACAGACUCAGGACAAGUUCUUUUAUGUGGACUCUGGUCUGAAACAGUCCACCAGGUGGACAGAGAUGGGAGACAAAUACUGGCAGAGGUGGUCAAACAGCAUAUAGAUGUGAGUUACCCAACAUCUGUUUAUUACAGUAAGCGCACAAGCUCAAUGAUUGUGGGAAUGCAGGAAUAUAAUGAAAUUGUAGUGUUUAAGACACAGUGACUGAAGGAGUUGGAAGAUGUUUAUUUAUAAUAAUUUACACAUAAUUUUCAAAUAUAUAUAUAUAUAUAUAUAUAUAUAUUAUAGAACAAAAUAACAGUUAAGCUACUACAUAUUCAAUAUGCCCUAUGUGAACUUUUUCCAAAAUAAUCAGUCUUUUCCAUACCGCUAUUAUUAUGGCUCAAUAGGUCAUUGUUGACCUGAAAUGGCCAAAAAGUCACCCAGGGGUGACUAGAAGCCGAAUCGGCUUCUAUUCACCCCUGGGUGUUUUUUGGGCCAUUUCAGGUCGACAAUGACCCAAUGAGCAUUAUUAUGUAAUCUAAACUGAAAUUUGCUCACAUGCUUCUUGCAGAAAAACAAACAAAUAUGUUUAUUCAAAAACUAGGUUUGAAAGGAUCUGAAUUAUUUUGUUUGAGAAAAUCAAUUUACUGAUUGUUAUAAAUACAUAUUAUUAUUUGUGUUUAUGAUGUGCAUGUUAUGAAAUGGUAUUAACAUUUGUAUGAAUAUUGUCUGAGUCAGUGUGUCAAAUAUUGUUCAAACUUAUAUUUAUGUGAGUGCGAUAUUUGAUAAUAAUUAUCAUUUUCCAAUGAUCGUGUUUCAAUGGAUAAAACCCAUUUGCCAACUUGGCCAAGAUAUCAUCCUAACAAAUUUUCUUAGCAAGUUUCACGAACAAACAAUAUAAAAAUUAAAAUAUGAAGGCUAUGGUUCACAAGCUUUGGCAGGCCUUUCGCCAGGAUUUUGUUUAGGAAUACGGAGCACAAACAGUUGGCAAUUCGAUUUUUUUCUUAAUUACUUCUACAUCAUUACUAUUUGGAAAUAAAAGUAUAGGGGUGAACCUAAUUAUUGUAAAUUCCCUCUUGGAAAUUCAUACACAUGAAUACCCCAGAUUUGGAAAUUAAGGCAUAGAGUUGCCACUGUCUGUUAAGGCCCUGGUGGCCAUGUUUUUUCAACAAACAUGCAUACAUUUACCAUACUAGCAAAUAAACGAUAGUCACAA
Molecule: messenger RNA, 3116 nt
Organism: Dreissena polymorpha
Lineage: Eukaryota; Metazoa; Mollusca; Bivalvia; Myida; Dreissenidae
Product: RING finger domain and kelch repeat-containing protein DDB_G0271372-like
Exons: 4
Coding region: 203-2122 (639 amino acids)
Molecular function (GO): zinc ion binding
Source: RefSeq, a predicted model, not a curated record